AUGAAGCCUGAUGAUGAAGACGAUGCACCUACCUAUGUUCUUGAGGAUACCAACCAGUCCAUGACUAAGGAAGAGUACGAAGCUUUCGUUGCCAAGAAAGAAUCAAAAGGAGAUGACGAACCUGGGAACGAAAGUGACGACAAAGAGCAGUCAAAGGUCGGAGCAAAGUCCAAAGACAAGAUUACAGAAGUCGGAGCAAACGCUAAGAAGCGCAAAGCCGCAAAGAUCAUCAGCGAUGGGCAAGAGGAGAGCACAGACGGGCUUGAAGACGUCAAAAAAUCUGAUACAAGGACUCUCAAGAAACCCAAGAAGAAGGCUAAAGCGGUCAAGCUAACGUUCGGUGAUGAAGAAGAGGGUUGA
Molecule: messenger RNA, 360 nt
Organism: Ascochyta rabiei
Lineage: Eukaryota; Fungi; Ascomycota; Dothideomycetes; Pleosporales; Didymellaceae
Exons: 1
Coding region: 1-360 (119 amino acids)
Source: RefSeq, a predicted model, not a curated record